Molecule: messenger RNA, 1430 nt
Organism: Heteronotia binoei (common prickly gecko)
Lineage: Eukaryota; Metazoa; Chordata; Lepidosauria; Squamata; Gekkonidae
Gene: DELE1
Product: DAP3 binding cell death enhancer 1
Exons: 11
Coding region: 1-1398 (465 amino acids)
Molecular function (GO): protein binding
Source: RefSeq, a predicted model, not a curated record
AUGGAUGCGAUAUGCGAGCCCCUCGGAGAACUGUCUCGUCACGAAUUGCUGUCUGGGCAGCAGUUUUCAAGCCAGCCUGAACGUGGCUGGUUCCCCAAGUUCAACAGGGGCCAACAUCAGCAGCGUGAACAUGGAUGUGGGAACCUUUUGCAUCGCUGCACCUCUUUGGAUGCUUUCACCUGGGGCAUCUUGGCUGUCCUUACUCUGGAACUGGCCAAGCAGCUCCAAUGGCUACAUUCUUUGCACCCAUGUGGGAGACGUGCCAAAUUUUGCCAGCUGGAGAGUCGCCUUGCAGUGUUGCCCCUGCACCAGCACUCGGUCCCUCCUGCGACUGCAUCUGCACCUUUUAGCGGAGGGAGGAAGCCACACUUCUUUCUGGGAGCAGACACUGAACAUGCCCCGAAGAAUCAGUCUCCUAGCAAAGCCUCACGGUCUGAAGAACACCUCGUGCCUUCAGAAACAGGGGACUCCCUGCCCAGCCCAAGCCCCGAACCAGCCUCGGUCUCACUGGAUUCACAGGGCAGCCUAGAGCACCAGAAGUCCUUUGAUGAAGCUGCCUCUCAACUGCAGCAGACAUUCCAAGCUAGUGUUUCCAUGGCAUUCAACAUCCUUGGGCUUGAGCAUCUGCAGAAGAAGCAGUACGCAGCAGCCUUUCACCUUUUCAAGCUGGCGGCGGAUCAGAACUACAGCAAAGCCCAGCUCAAUGUGGGGUUGUGCUAUGAACACGGAAGAGGCACCGAAAAGGACAUGGCAAAGGCUGCCCUCUACUACCAGCGGGCGGCUCACCAGGGCCACCCUAUGGCCCAGUAUCGCUAUGCUAAAUGGCUUCUACGGAGCUGGCCCAAAGUGGAGGAAGACAGUCAUGUACAGGAGGCGGUGGAUUUGCUGGACCAGGCAGCCGCUGCGGGGCUGACCCAGGCACAAGUUUAUCUGGGUAGGCUCUGCCUGAAGGGUCUGAAGACUGGCAGGAAAACAGCACUGAAGUACUUGCAUAUGGUAACCAAGAGUGAGGAUUCCUUGAGCAAGCUCCCUUUGGGGGUCUUGUAUGAAAAGGGCUUUGGACGUGCCCAGAACCAGCAGGCAGCUGAGAAGCCCAGCCGGCAAGUAGAAGUGGCAGGCUCAAAGCCUGCCCAGGAGAGCAUAACAGCAAUGAUAACAGAUACACAGAGCCAGCACCUGUUAACUGUGGCCCCGAGAUCCUUCUUCUCCAGCCCCUGUCUUCAGAGCCUGAGUCAGCCACCAGUUUCUCACAUAGGACAGCCAGUUCUGGACCUGAUUCAUUCCCAGAGCACAGGAAACCUCAGGGAUGUGUCCUGCCUGCCUCAUCCAGCCUUCCCAGAUUGCUUCUCCCUCAGCCUCCGUCCCUUGAACUGGUCUCCAGGGAUAGCCAUUGGCUAACAUGGCUAAUCAGAAAAACUUUUUCUGCCAGA